GUAUUUUAUUAGGGUAAAUCAAGUGGUGCAAACAGCUGUCCAGUACGAUUAUGCUCCUGUGUGGAAUAAAACAGCAAGACACCUAAAAAAUGUACAUAUGCUACAGCCUACAUAUCAGCAUCAGCAUCUCUCUCUCUCUCUCGCUCGCUCGCUCGCUCGCGCGCCAUCGCUGGGCUAUAGCUAUAUCACUCGUCAGUCACACCCACUCCUCGGAACCGCUGCUCACCGAUUCUCACCGAACCGUAACGUCUAAACAGCUCCAGCAUGUCUUCGGAAGGAUUAGGCGAGACUUUGGUGAUUCGGUUCGGGCUAAUAAACGCCGGUAACAAAUAUCUGACCGCGGAGAUGUUUGGUUUUAAGAUCAACGCCUCCGCGAGCUCAAUGAAGAAAAAGCAGGUGUGGACACUGGAACAGUCCGGAGACCACGGAGACUCCAAUGCCGUGUUCAUCAAAAGCCACCUGGGUCGCUACCUCGCCACCGACAAGGACGGCAACGUGACCGCGGACAGCGAGCAACCCGGCCCGGACUGUCGGUUCCUUGUGAUCGCCCACGACGACGGCCGGUGGUCCCUGCAGUCCGAGCCCCAUGCGCGCUACCUGGGCGGGACCGAGGACCGGAUCUCGUGCUUUGCGCAAAGCAUCUCGCCUGCGGAGAAAUGGAACGUGCACCUGGCAAUCCACCCUCAGGUUAACGUCUACAGCAUCGCGCGCAAGCGGUACGCACACCUGUGCGCCGAGAGGAACGAGCUCGCCGUGGACCGCGACGUGCCGUGGGGUGUGGACUCAUUGCUCACGCUCGUGUACCUGGACCACCGGUAUCAUCUGCAGACCGCAGACAACCGCUUCCUCACGUGCAGCGGCGCGCUUAAUACCAAACCGGGCACGGGCACCGGGUUCACACUGGAAUUUCGCGCGGGGAAGGUGGCUUUCCGGGACGCCACGGGCAAAUACAUCGCGCCCACGGGCCCCACCGGGACAAUGAAGUCAGGCAAGAGUGCGCGUGUCGGGAAAGAUGAGCUUUUUGUCCUCGAGCAAAGUCACGGGCAAGUGGUGCUCACAGCCAGCAACGAAAGAAACAUCUCCAUGCGCCAAGGGGUUGAUUUAUCAGCCAAUCAGGAUGAGGAGUCUGAUCAGGAGGUGUUUCAGAUGGAGAUGGACAUGGAGACAAAGCGCUGUGCCUUCCGAUCUUGCAAUGGGAAGUACUGGAGUCUCACCCCAAAUGGAGCGAUUCAAUGCUCUGCCUCCACUAAAUCACCCAGUUGUUUCUUUGACCUUGAGUGGAAAGGGUCAAAAGUGGCACUGAAGGCCAGUAAUGGUAAAUACUUGGCAGCCAAGAAGAAUGGACAGCUGGCGGCCGCUGUGGACUCUGCAGGCGAGCAGGAGGAGUUUGUGUUGAAGCUCAUCAACCGGCCGCUGAUAGUUCUGCGCGGGGAACACGGCUUUAUUGGUUGCCGUAAGCAAGGAACCGGCACACUUGAUUCAAACCGCUCGUCAUACGAUGUCUUCCAGUUAGAGUACAACAACAACGCUUACAGCCUCAAAGACUCGGUGGGGAAGUUCUGGACCGUUGAGGCAGACGGCUCUGUGAUUAGCAGCAGUGGAACACCUGUCUAUUUCCACUUUGAGUUCUGCGAUUAUAAUAAAGUGGCCAUUAAGACGGAGGAAGGCAAGUAUCUUAAGGGAGACCACGCUGGGGCUCUCAAAGCCAGCGGCCAGGCGAUUGCCGACGCAACAUUGUGGGAAUACUAAGAAACAUUCAUGGAUCUGCACACACACAAACAAACAAUGUGUGUUCUUUAAACCUAUACUUAAACAUAACACAUUCUCUACAGCAUAAGCACAAGAUGAUAAUGUACAGUCCCCAUCACGCAACAUGCGGUUUCAACAUAAUCUAACACAUUUGAAUGUAAAAGUACAAAUGCACAAAUUACUUGUCAUUAAACUCAUUAUAUUAAAGGGGUAUUUCACGCAAAAAUGGUAAGUCUGUCAGCAUUUAUGACUUUCUUCAGUCGAACAUAAAAGCAUUUAUUUUGACUUUGUGUUCUACAGAAUAAAGAAAGUCAUAUGGGUUUGGAACAAUAAUGUGAGUAAAUGAUGACAGUUUUCAUUUUUGGGUGAAUUUUCCCUUUAAUGAAGCACAAAUUGAUGGUACACUGACAAAAUAUAAUACAAAAAAAGGAUUAAUCUCAAUUAGCAUAAGUCUUCACGAAAUAAUGCAACAAUACAAUUAAGCAAUUUAAUGCACUUUGUGUAGAAUCAUGCAAAGUCACUGUCAUUGCCUUUCAGUGCUUUCAUGGUCUUAUUUCACUCCGUAUAAUAACGGUUUCUAGGAAAUUCAGUAUCUAAAUGUGCUAUUACAAUAUGGUCAGUAAUUUUGCUUAUGCAAAAUGCUGUGCAUUAUAAGCUGAGCCUCCGGCCAUAGGGUUUGUUCCUGCUCCCAAAAACAUUUUUAGAGUGAACUGGCUUCUGUAAUGAGGCCAUGUUUUAAAUAGCAGCAACGUGGCUUAGAAAAUACUGGAGAAACAUCCUUGUUCACAUUAGAGAGAUUCAGAUUUCUCCACGCACACAUACACAAGCACACAAAGUCAGUCAAAAGCAAAUCCUUUGUUUGUCAAAUUGUUAGUGUUUGUGGACAUUUUGGGUUACAUGACUUGUAUUCAGCAUGUUCCGACAUCAGGAACAACAGUGUUUUUUAUUGUAACUCUAGCUUGUUGAUUUGCACUUUUUCGGCUAAAGCUUUUCCAUGUGAAUGUGUUGAAGAAAAAGAAGUGUUUGUGCCUUCCCUGGUGGGAUAUGAUCUCCUUAGGUGUGAAAAUGCAAUUUUUGUUGAACUUCAUUUUUAUUUGAUUCUCAAUUCUCAUUAUGUGCCAUUUGCAACUGGACAUGACAAUGAAAUAAAAAAAAUGUUGGACAGUAAAUUGUUAAA
Pimephales promelas (fathead minnow) is the source of this 2926-nucleotide messenger RNA. It is a transcript of the gene fscn1b, whose product is annotated as fascin actin-bundling protein 1b. Gene Ontology annotation, cellular component: filopodium; actin cytoskeleton; growth cone. NCBI's taxonomy places the organism in Eukaryota, Metazoa, Chordata, Actinopteri, Cypriniformes, Leuciscidae. The record is from RefSeq and is a predicted model, not a curated record. Gene Ontology annotation, molecular function: actin filament binding; protein-macromolecule adaptor activity. Gene Ontology annotation, biological process: actin filament bundle assembly; establishment or maintenance of cell polarity; cell migration.